AAGAGAUAUGGUAGAAAACGAAAGAAUCGUUCGACCUCCGCCGGUCGGCAGAAACAAUCGUGGCGCGAGACACGAAUCUAUUUGCCUUUCAAACACGGCGCUGAGUGGCGCUGUAAAAUCACGUGGGGGCCACCCACGUUUCGGAUUGUGGGUAAACAAGAAGAAGAAAAUAUUUGUGCGCGUGGAUCCAGUUGAAGGUACGUCUGCCGUGCUCGCCUUGUCGGCAAAGUUGUCGUUGUCGUCGUAACCGCUGCCGUUUCGCCGUUUACUCGCGGUGGUCAUAAAACGGAUACGGGGAAGAAGCAGGAGAACGAUUACUAGAUCUCAACCGUCCUCGACCGCGGAAACAGGAACGAACUUAGAGAAGGUGGCUCGAUACUGCUUUAACUUAAGGAGAAAGAUAACGCGCACGGUGUACGCGGUGAUACCCGUAUAUGUGUAUAGCGUAACGAGAGAGCGCGGUGCGCGCGUGUAUAUGUCGCACAACACACACACGAACGUGCAGCAGUGACGAGGAGAAGAGACACGCGCCGGGGUGGUGCGGAGAAAGGAGAGUUCGAGAAAAAGCCGGCCAUAUUCCGCGCGAGUAUACGCAUCGCGUGUUCAUACGCUCCUCGCGCGUACGUGUAACCCUCGUGUUGCCUCGCCUUGCUGUACGGAGCAUCUUUUUUCUCAACGUUCCAACGAAUUUCUUUCCCUCUCGAUUUCUUUUCCUCCUCACACACGUCUCUCUUUCUCUCUCUCUCUCUCUCUUUCUUUCUUUCUCUCUCUCUCCCCCUCUUUCCCCCCGAGUCUCUCUCUUCUCUCCGCCGCUCUCUUUUUCUCUUUCUCUUUUCUGCCUCCUUUCCUUCCUCCUUUAUCACCAUCUUUCUCCGUCUCGCUUUAAUUUUGAUACGCGUGUUGUCUCGAUUUUCAUUCUCGUCUUCGCAUAUCGUACUGUUUGCAUUGCCCGUAUCUUUACCGGUUUCUCUCGCUUACACUCUCCGCUCUUCGCGUAUCUACUUAUCUAGUAUAUCUAGCUGAACGUUCGUGUUAUUUAUCUCACUUAGCGGCUAUCUAUCCGCCUCUCUGUCUCACUUCAUCUCGCGCGCACUCUCUCUUUCUCACGUACAUUCUCUCUCUCUCUCUCUCUCUCUCUCUCUCUCUCUUUCUUUCUCUCUGUCUGUCUCUGUCCGAUUCGAUAUCCCUCUUUUCCCCCUCGCGCUGCUCUCAACCACACUACGGCUCAUUCGCUCUCGGUGCUAUGUCUACGUACUCUCGUACCCAGGAGAGCGACGCGUGGGCUCUUCUGGCAUUGAAGUCGGCGCCGGCCAGUCCGACGAAGAUGCAGUGGAAUCCAGAGUCCAAGGGUGCCCCGAUCGCACGUCUCGAGGGCCGCGAGUUCGAGUAUAUGGUUAGGCAACGGCGCAUCACGAUCGGCCGCAACAGCAGCAAGGGUGAGGUCGACGUCAACAUGGGCCACUCCAGUUUUAUCUCACGACGGCACCUCGAGAUCUACUACGAACAUCCAUCCUUCUACAUGGUGUGCAACGGCAAGAACGGCGUGUUCAUCGACGGGGUGUUCCAGCGUAAGGGCGCGUCGCCUUUUCAACUGCCAAAGACAUGCACGUUCCGAUUUCCAAGUACAACGAUCAGGCUGGUGUUUCAGUCGUUGCUGGACGAACAGGAGCAGAGCAAUAUACGUGUACCUUCCCCACCUAAACAGCGCAUACCGUUGCCGCCGUUGCGCAUAAACAUACCGGAUGCCGGGUACAGUAGUCCAUUCCCGUCGCCGACGGGCACGAUCAGCGCUGCAAACUCUUGUCCAGCGAGUCCACGCGCUGGACAAGGACGAAGGAACAUCUCGGCCGAUCUGCAGAUGGUGGCCGCCGCGGUGGCGUAUGAUCCUCAGAAUUCCACCUUGGAGAGGCACGACGGCGGACAAAGUUCCAGUAGACAGAUCAGCCCGGAGCCGGGCGCCGAACCGCGUUACCGUGGCGGAAACAGCUCGGGACCGAACGGCACUGCGCCGCACUACAGCCCGCCGAAAGACGAUUCUAAGCCGCCAUAUUCGUACGCGCAACUGAUCGUACAGGCGAUCGCAUCCGCGCCGGACAAGCAGCUCACGUUGUCCGGCAUCUACUCCUACAUCACCAAGAACUAUCCGUAUUAUAGGACCGCGGACAAGGGCUGGCAGAACUCGAUCCGACACAAUCUCUCCUUGAACCGUUACUUCAUCAAGGUGCCGAGAAGUCAAGAGGAACCGGGCAAAGGUUCCUUCUGGAGGAUAGAUCCCCAGUCGGAGGCUAAGCUGAUUGAGCAGGCCUUUCGACGUAGGCGGCAACGUGGCGUGCCCUGCUUUCGCGCUCCGUUCGGAUUAUCCUCGAGAAGCGCGCCUGCAUCGCCAUCUCACGUGGGCAUCAGCGGCUUAAUGACGCCCGAGUCGCUUAGUAGAGAGGCAUCACCUGGGCCGGAACCGUAUCCGGACAGUUCUGUUCCUUCCCCGGCGGGGCAACUUACGACGAGCCAAUCAGCACCCGGAUCACCAGGUCAUCCCUAUACAUCAACUUCCCAGUCGAGCCACAAGGGACGUCUGAUGCAACAAGUCACCGUUGUAACAAACGGUGUUAACAGUGACGCUGGAAGAGAAGAGAAAUACUUGGUGCCAGGAAACGCUGUAGAGGACCAUUCUUUGUCACCGGCUGGUCAAUACAGUCCGGCUCCUGUUAUUGUACAAACGACAUAUAAUUACAGUUCUUUCCUUAGUAAUAGUGGAACUUUUAUCGGCCCUGACGCUGGCGUCGGGGUGAACAAACGCGCGCAUGAGGAGUCUGACAGUUCGCCGGAUUCACCGGCUCCACUCGCAAUUGUUGAGAGUCCCGAGCCCCCCGAGCAGCAGCAGCAGCAGCAACCGAAACGUCAACGUAUUCAUGAAAUGGACGAUCACUGAACUAACAUACUUAGCAUCCUGUUGCGUAGGACAUUACGUUACAUUGCAUUAUUUUUGCCUAUCGUCGAACACACCGCAAACUUCAUCUUAUUUUAACUGCAUAACUGCUUUAGACUGCACAUAGUAAUUGAGAUUGGGCAUCGGUUAGCAUCUCGCUUUACGAAGUGAGGAACUUUGUGUGUGCGUGUGUAUAUGAGUUGCGCAGAAGAAAUCUAUUAUUGAUAGAAAGAUGGCGAAAAUAAGAAUGUUUUUUCUUAUAUAUUUUCAGAAGUUACAUUUUGAUUUAACAUUAUUUUCAUCGGAAGUCUAUAUAAAAUUAUGAGCACUUCAUUAAAUGCUUUCUCUUUACGAUUCGUUAACUCAGGCACAGUGAAGGUACGAUACAUACAUGUAUAUGUAUAUUUGUAUAUGCUAUGUAUGUGUGUAACAUCACAUUUAUGUAUGUAUAAUAUACAUAUAUAUGUAGCUUAUCUGCUCGAUGGUCGUUAAAAUAGCAAGGAAUUGUGCUGACACAUCGAAUUGCAAUAAUGUGAUGCGGUAACGUGUGCCAUUCAGCGUUUUAGCAGAGUUCAUAAGUGGGCAAAAGGCAGGUAAAAGAGAGGAGAGAAAAUGUAAUCCAAUGUAAUUCGAUCACAAGUAGCGAAGGAUUGAAUUAUUUACAAUUAA
Molecule: messenger RNA, 3595 nt
Organism: Odontomachus brunneus
Lineage: Eukaryota; Metazoa; Arthropoda; Insecta; Hymenoptera; Formicidae
Gene: FoxK
Product: forkhead box protein K2
Exons: 5
Coding region: 1244-2929 (561 amino acids)
Biological process (GO): regulation of transcription by RNA polymerase II
Molecular function (GO): DNA-binding transcription factor activity, RNA polymerase II-specific; RNA polymerase II cis-regulatory region sequence-specific DNA binding; protein binding
Source: RefSeq, a predicted model, not a curated record